Molecule: messenger RNA, 3990 nt
Organism: Schistosoma bovis
Lineage: Eukaryota; Metazoa; Platyhelminthes; Trematoda; Strigeidida; Schistosomatidae
Source: the annotation of a GenBank genome assembly
AAUUUAAGUUCAUAAUAAAUCCAUAUAAUAACAAUACCAAGUACUUUCAUCCUUUUGACUUUCUAAACUAAAGCAUUGAAAUUCGAGGUUUUCGGUGAUUGUUUUUUUCUAAACUCGAAUUGAAGAAGGAUCAUCUUUAUAGUUCAAUAGUGAAUAAUGGCAGCCAUUCAACUCGAUGAUCGUGAUCGGACUAUUGCCAUGGGACGAGGUCUCUAUAGAUCUUCAUCUCCUGGAACAAUAAGACUAGAGACAAGAGUGAAAGAUCUUGAAGAUCAAUUGGAUGAAGAACGUUCUCUACGAAUAAAGACGGAAAGGGAGCUUGCUGAAAUUAAUGCUGAGUUCGACAUAUUAAAUGCAGAUUUUCAAAAUGCUAGAGAACAAAUAAGUCAACAAGAGGAAACUAUCAAAAGACGGGAACAAGAGUUUGCUCGUGUUCAUAGAGAGCUGGGUACAAUUCGUGAUGCAAAUGAAGAAAGUUUGGAAAAUUUAAGACGUCGUCAUCAAACCACAGUCAAUGAUCUUAAUCUUGAAAUAAAUGUUCUUCAAAAAGCGAAAUCCAAAGCUGAAAAAGAAAGAUCUGAAAUGGCUAGACAAUUGGAAAAUGCUUUUAUUGAAGUUGAAGAUGCUAAUAAAGCGAAAACUGUUGCUCAAUCAAAACAAGAAACACUUGAAUCUCAAACUAUAAGAUUGAGAGCGAACUAUGAAGAGAGUCAAAAACGUAUUACAGAACUUAAUUCACAAAAUGCUCAACUGAUUGCUGAAGCAACUGAACAGGCUAGAACUAUAGAAAAGUUAAAUACGUCUUUGGCAAGUUGUCAGAGAGCACAAUCGAUUGCUGAAUCAGUAGGAGAAGACCAUAAGAGAGCUUUAGAAGAAGAAAUAAAGACUAGAACCUUAGUACAAAAUAAAUUAAAUACAGUACAACAAGAACUAGAUACAUUAAUUCAUAGAGCAGAUGAUGAAGCUGAAAGUGUAGUGAAACUUCAAACUCAAGUUACUAGGCUUACAAGUGAAUUAACACAAACUAAAACAAAAUAUGAAAAAGAAUUCAAUGAGAAAACUGAAGAAUUUGAUGAACUCAAACGUCGUUUGAACAAUCGUAUCAAUGAAUUAACAGAAUCCUAUGAACUUGAACGUGGUCGAGUUAUUAGUCUUGAACGUACCAAGAAUCAAUUAGCUAAUCAAUGUCAAGAAAUACAAUCUCAAUUAGAUAACUUAUUUGCUGAAUGCACUGAACAUGUUCAAACUAUCAAAAGCCUGGAAAGUCAAAAGACAGAACUGGAAUCGGUUUUAGAAGAAACUCAAACUGAAGAAAGUAAUUUACGAACAAAAUGCGGUUUAUUACAAAGGGAUCUUAUUCAAAUUAGAGCUGUUAAGUCUGAACUAGAGGAACGUUUGACGGUGUUGGAGAAAGAGAACAAACAAAAUACUGAAAAACUAAAAGAAACUAAAGAACGUUUAUCAGCUGUUAAUCGACAAGUUACUGAUUUGGAGAGUUCUCGAGCAAGACUAGAAACGGAAAGAGAUAAUCUAGACUCUACAUUAAAAGAUACAGAAGAUGCUUUACAUGAAUGUGAAACUCGUUACCAAACAACAUAUUCAGCUUUAAGUACUUUAAGAAAUGAAUUUGAACGUCAAUCAAGAGAUAAAGAGGAAGAAAUGGAAAGUUUAAGACGUUCAAGUCAACGUAAUGUGGAAAAUCUUAAAGCAACUGUAGCAGAUAUGGAAAUGAAAAAUCAAAAUGAAUUAGAUCGACUUAAAAAGAAACUAGAAGGAAAUAUAAAUAAUUUACAAGUUCAAUUAGAAGAUGAAAAAGCUGCUCAUUCAGAAACUAUUAAAUUACAUCAAGAAGCAGAAGCACAUAUUUGUCAAUUAGAAAUAGAUAUAACAGAACUAAAUAAUUUGGUUUCUGAAACUGCAACCACUUUACAGAUAUGCGAAAGUCGUCGAUCUGCUUUAUCAAAUGAAGUAGAAAGCUUAAGGAGUCAAUUAGAAAUCACAGAAAGAUUAAAACGAAAACUGGAAGAAGAGUCAUCGGAAAAUAUGUCAAAAUUUGGUGGUUUGACAAUACAAAUAAAUAAUCUGACAGCAGAAAAACGAAAACUUGAGGGUCAGAUAGCUGUGCUUGAAGGUGAUUUAGACGACGCUACAGGUGCAAAAGAUGUUGCCACAGAGAGAGCAGACAGACUUCAAAAUGAAGUUAACCGUCUGGCUCAAGAACUUCAAACUGAACAGGAGUCGUCACGUCGAGCAGAUACUGCAAGAAGGCAAUUGGAAGCAGAACUAAAAGACUGCAAUGCUAAGAUUUUGGAAAGCCGAAGAGCAGCUGAUACAGCAGAACGUGAAGCUGAUGAUGCCAAAAGUCAAGCCGAGAUUAAAAUACGAGAGUUGCAGCUAGCUUUGGAAGAAGAAUCUAGAAAGUCAAGAGAGGCCCAAACUCAACUAAGAAAAUGUGAGAGAGCACUCAAAGAAUCAGUACAAGCUGAACAAGAUGCUGGGCAUAUGGUAAACGAACUACGUGAGAUGGUUGAACGAGCUCAAACAAAACUGAAACAAACCAGGAAACAGUUAGAAGAAGCAGUAUGUGUACUUUGUAAAAUGUUAGGUUCAAUUAAAUCAACUACUAGUAAAUAAUUAUAGGUAAUACACUGUGAAUAGAUUAAUCUCAAUGCCUAUUAGAAAACAGCACAGUUGCUUACUGUAAAACAACAAAUCUGUCUGCUUGGUUUGAUACGGUAACAAUAGCAAAUAUAUGUGCACUAUACUUAUUUCCUUAAGAACGUCGGCACUCUUUUCAGUGGUUAUGAAUGUUUUAUUUUUCUUCGGUAGCAUUAUCGAAGUACAAAUGACAGAUUAAAUAUUCCAUGUGAGAAGUAUACAAAUUACAGUGAAUGAUGCAUCUGAUCACAUGAUUGAAUUUUUUUUUAAAUGAGACGAUUUUAUUUUUACGAUAGAUUGAUAACCAAUUAUGUUAAGAAUUUAAUUUAAUUUAAUUACAGGAAAAUGCUGCUCAAACUGCUUCAAUGAAAUAUCGUAAAGCACAACAACAAGUGGAUGAUGCAGAUUUACGUGCUCAAAUGGCUGAAAGACGUAUAGGUUUAACUGCUCAAGAAGAUAAUGUAACAACUUAUGGAAAUUACAAUAGACAACGAUCUGGUAGUCUUUAUCCAACUAGAACAAGAAAUUAUUCAGUAACACGUGAAGGAUCCGUAUUUAGUGUUAUGAGUGAAUUACCAGCCUCUCCACAUAAAACUCGUUUUCAAACAGCUAUUCCAAAAUGGAAUAAUCGACAUGAAUUAGGAAAUUAUCAAAAAGAAAAUGGUAGUUCAUUAAGUCUUCUUGAUCUACCACCGGCUGAUACAAGUUGUAGUUGAUUCUGUACUAAUCAAUUAGACUAGUAACAAAUUAAAUUAGUCACAUUUUUGUUCACCCUUUUAUUACUAUUAUCUAUAUAAUCAUUUACACUUUAAUGUUUUGACAACUUUUCAUAUAAUUCCAUCUUAUUACUUUGUAAAACAAUUGAAUUACUAGUAAAUGUUUAUUAAUAAUUUCCAUUUGCCAUACCCUGUUGAAAUGAAUUUUCUUUAAAGUGAUCCACUUUAAACAAAUCCAUAGUUGAGUAUUUUUUUUUCUUUUUUCUUUUUUUUCAAUUUUACAACCAACUGGAAUUAGUGAAUUAAUUUCAAUGAUAACAUUUUUCUUUUUUUUUUCCCAAAAAAAGAAAGAAAGAAAGACGAACCACUUAUGUUAUACAUGGUAUAACAUUUGAUUUAUUGCGCAUUAUUAUUUGUUUAGUCUAGUGUAUAUUUGUGUUUCAUAUUUUGAAUGAAUUAAGUUUAUCAGUAUGUUGCUCUUUUUUUCUUUCCUUUUUUCUUUUUUUUCAGAAGAAAAUUCCUUUAACCAUGAAUGAUUAUUAGUUACCAUUGUAGACCAUAUUAGUAAACAUUAUGAUUUUAUGAAUCAUUAUUGGUAAAACAGUUUCAUAUUGAU